GGGCCUCACUCUGUCUCCCAGGCUGGAAUGCAGUGGCAUGAUCUUGGCUCCCUGCAACCUCUGCCUUCCAGGCUCAAGUGGUUCUCCUGCCUCAGCCUCCCAUGUAGCUGGGACCACAGGUGCACACCAGCAUACUUGGCUAAUUUUUGUAUUUUUUGUAGAGACAGGGUUUUGCAUGAUUGCCUAGGCUGGUCUUGAAUACCUGCCUACCUUGGCCUCCCAAGUGCUGGGAUUACAGGUGUGAGUCACCACACCUGGCCACAUUGUUCAUAUUCUUUGUUCUGUAAAAGUGACAUUUUUUAAAAUGACCUAAGAUUUUCUUUUUCUCUCUUUCCUUUUCCUUCCUUCCUUCCUUCCUUUCUCUUUUUUCCUUUUUCUUUCUCUCUCUCUCUCUCCUUCUGUCUUUUCUCCCUUUCUUCCCUUUCUUUCCUUUCUUUUGGUGGAGACAGUUUCCCACCAUGUUACCUAGACUGGUCUCAAAUUCCUGGUCUCAGCAAUUCUCCUGCCUGGGCCUCUCAAAGUACUGGGACUACAGGAAUGAGCCACUGCACAUGGCACUGGAUACAGAUUUUUUUCUUUUUUUAAAUUUUGAGACAGGGUCUCACUCUGCACCAGACUGGAAUGCAGUGGUGUGGUCAUGGCUCACUGAAGCCUUAACCCCCUGGCUCAGGUGAUCCUCCUACCUUAGUUUCACAGGUAGCUAGGACUACCGGCACGUACCACCACGCCUAGUUUAUUUUUUGACUUUUUGUCAAGACACGGUCUCUCUGUGUUGUCCAGGCUGGUCUCAAACUCCUGGACUCAAGUGAUCCUCCUAACCUCCGCCCCCUGAAGUGCUGGGAUUACAGGUGUGAGCCACUGUGCCUGGCCCUGGACCCAUAUUUUAAUGUGCAGUCUUCUUAUGUUUAAAUGUUAGUCCUAAUACAUUGCAGGCAGUCUUGACCAACUGGGAACCAGUUUGUGACUACUGUAUUUUAAAGAGACCCUUUUCAGUUAUAUUAUAAUUAUGAUGACCUGAUACUCUUAAGUAAUUUUAAACACAUAAACCCUUGAGAACAACCUGAAAAAAAGAAAAGCCUUUCCCAUGUCUGUCAUCUAAUUUUCUUUGUUUUUUUUUCCUUUGAGACGGAGUCUUGCUGUUGCCAGGCUGGAGUACAAUGGCGCAAUCUCGGCUCACUGCAACCUCUACCUCCUGGGUUCAAGCGAUUCUUUGGCCUCAGCCUCCUGAGUAGCUGGGAUCACACGCGCAUGCUACCACACCCAGCAUGGUAUUUUUAGUAGCAUGGUAUUUUGUAUUUUUUUUUUUGAGACGGAGUUUUGCUUUUGUUACCCACGCUGGAGUGCAAUGGCGCGAUCUCGGCUCACUACAACCUCCGCCUCCUGGGUUCAGGCAAUUCUCCUGCCUCAGUCUCCUGAGUAGCUGGGAUUACAGGCACACGCCACCAUGCCCAGCUAAUUUUUUGUAUUUUUUACUAGAGAUGGGGUUUUACCAUGUUGACCAGGAUGGUCUCGAUCUCUUGACCUUGUGAUCCACCCGCCCCGGCCUCCCAAAGUGCUGGGAUUACAGGUAUAUUGACCGAAGUUUAAUGAGAAGAACUGUGACCAGCUAGGAGAAUCACUGCAAGGAAUGGAAUUAGCUCAUAGCUUAUUGCUGAAUGAAGAAGCAUACAGUCAACUAGGUGAAGUUCAGAAGGCAGAGUUUAUUUUUGAGUGGUUGAGCUAUUUGGAGAAGCUGUUGUUAGCAACCAGCAGGAAUGAUGUAAAGGAGAAACAGAAGACUCUUGUUGAACAGCUCCUCUCCUUGUUGAAUAGCUCCCCAGGGCCUCCUACCCGCAAACUCCUUGCUAAGAAUCUAGCCAUACUUUAUAGUAUUGGAGAUACAUUCUCUGUUUACGAGACAAUCGAUAAAUGUAAUGAUCUUAUUCGUAGCAAAGAUGAUUCUCCAAGUUAUCUUCCCACUAAGCUUGCUGCUGUGGUAUGUUUGGGUUCCUUGUACAAGAAAUUGGGUAGAAUACUGGGUAACACCUUUACUGAUACGGUGGGGAAUAUUCUUAAAGCUAUGAAGAGUGCAGAGUCUCAAGGUCGAUAUGAGAUUAUGCUAAGUCUGCAAAAUAUAUUAAAUGGACUGGGAGCUGCCGCUGCACCUUGUCACAGGGAUGUUUAUAAAGUUGCUAGAUCCUGCUUAACAGAUAGAUCCAUGGCUGUUCGUUGUGCUGCUGCAAAGUGUCUCCUUGAACUUCAGAAUGAAGCCAUCUUUAUGUGGAGUACGGACCUGGACAGUGUAGCCACACUGUGUUUUAAGUCCUUUGAAGGUUCCAAUUAUGAUGUGCGGAUUUCUGUUUCGAAGCUACUAGGCACAAUAUUAGCUAAAGCUACAAUUUCUAAACAUCCAGGAACAGGGUUUCACCAUGCUGGCCAGACUGGUCUUGAACUCCUGAUGAUAGGUGACCUGCCCGCCUCAGCCUCCCAAAAUGCUGGGAUUACAGGCUUGAGCUACUGCGCCCAGCCAUCCUCACGUCAAAGCAUUCGCAGAGUAUCUCUGGAGGAAGUUCUGGAAUUACUAGGAACAGGGUUUCUACGUGGAAGUUCAGGAUUUCUUCGAGCCAGUGGAGAUAUGCUGAAAGGAACCAGUUCAGUCAGUAGGGAUGUUCGAGUUGGAGUUACUCAGGCUUAUGUGGUAUUUGUUUCAACACUAGGAGGAGCUUGGCUAGAGAAAAAUUUUGCUGCCUUUCUUUCUCAUGUCCUAAGCCUUGUGUCACAGUCACACCCUAAAACUACCCAAACUCAGAUUGAUGCUGUCUGCUGUCGCCGUUGUGUUUCAUUUAUUCUUCGAACUACUAUAGGAGGUCUACUUGGAGAAAAGGCUCAACUUGCUGCUGUAAAGGAUAUUUUCCAGGCCAUCUGGAAGCUAAAGAAAGUUAUGGAUGCCGUAAUGAGUGAUGGUAAUUUGGAUACCCGGCUUGGUUCCACAGAUGUAGCAGCUAGCCAGCAUAUGCUGGUUUGUGCUUUGCAAGAACUUGGAAAUCUCAUAUACAGUCUUGGUACCACAGUGGCACCUUUGCUACAGGAUUCAAGUACAGGCCUUCUUGAAAGUAUCUUGUCAGUUAUUCCUCAUCCUAGCAUUUCUGUUCGACUAGCAGCAGCUUGGUGUUUACACUGCAUUGCCGUGGCAUUACCUUCCUGCCUAACACCUCUCUUGGAUCGUUGCCUUGAACGGCUUACUGGACUAAAGGCUUCACCUGAAACAGUAACUGGCUUUAGUUUUGCUGUGGCAGCUUUGUUGGGAGCAGUAAAACAUUGCCCUUUAGGAAUUCCUCAUGGAAAAGGCAAGAUUAUUAUGACAUUAGCAGAGGAUUUGCUGUGUUCUGCUGCUCAAAACAGUCGCCUUUCAGCUCAGCGCACACAAGCUGGAUGGUUGCUGAUUGCUGCUCUGAUGACAUUAGGUCCUGCAGUUGUUAGCCAUCACCUUGCUCGAGUUCUCCUGUUGUGGAAGUGUGUCUUUCCAGCAUCUCCUAAAGAUCUAGAAACAGAAAAGAGCCGAGGAGAUUCAUUUACAUGGCAGGUAACCCUGGAAGGACGAGCUGGUGCGCUGUGUGCUAUCAAGAGCUUUGUUUCCCACUGUGGUGAUCUCCUUACUGAGGAAGUAAUUCAGCGUCUUCUUCCACCACUUCCUUGUGCUGUGGAUUUGCUAACUCAGCUUUCUUCAAUACUAAAAACAUAUGGAAGCCCUUUGAAAACACCAUCAGUGGUUUAUAGACAAAGACUUUAUGAACUGUUGAUUUUAUUACCUCCUAAGACCUAUGAAGGAAACAUCUGUGCUAUCCUCAAAGAGCUGGCUGCAGACUUGACUGCCCCUGAUAUCCAGGUGGCAGCAUCUACAUUUUUACUUCCACCCCUCUGUCAUCAGGAUGAUCUUUUGAUAUUAAGUCCUUUGCUACAAGAAACUGACCAUAGAUUUAUUGAAGAGCAACUCCUGCUUGGUAAUGGUAUUGCUUGCGGAAGUCUUGAAUAUGACCCUUAUUCUGUUUAUGAGAAAGACGUAGAGGGAGAUUCAGUGCCUAAGCCCCUACCUCCAGCACUAUCAGUUAUUGGUUCUGCAGCCAAACUCUUUGGGGUUGUAUGUGCUCAUGUGGGAGUAACUCAAAGGCUUCUUAUAUUGGAACAGCUUUUGGACCAUAUUAAGCACACAAAAGGAGCUCGUCAGCAAGUGGUUCAGUUACAUGUUGUUUCUUCAGUUUCUAGUUUUUUGAAGUAUGUGGCUGGCUCCAAGGGAUGUUUAGGUCCAGAAGAAAUGAAAAGAUUUGCCCUAACAUUAGUUACAGGAGCCCUAGAAAGUCCCAACCCCUUGCUGAGAUGUGCAGCUGCAGAGGCAUGGGCUAGAUUAGCCCAAGUGGUUGAUGAUGGAGCUUUUACUGCUGGAUUAGCUCAAGUUAGCUUUGACAAAUUGAAAUCAGCAAGGGAUGUGGUUACUAGAACAGGAUACUCAUUGGCCUUGGCGUCCCUGCAUAGGUAUUUAGGAGGAAUAAGUUCUCAACACCUAAAUUCUUGUGUUGGAAUCCUGUAUACUUUGGCUCAGGACAGUACUUCUCCUGAUGUGCAAACCUGGGCAUUACAUUCUCUAUCGUUGAUCAUUGAUUCUGCUGGCCCACUCUAUUAUGUGCAUGUGGAACCUACCCUUUCUCUUAUUAUAAUGUUGUUGUUAAAUGUGCCUCCUACUCAUGCUGAAGUUCACCAAAGCCUUGGUCGCUGUUUGAAUGCCCUUAUUACCACGUUAGGUCCAGAGCUACAAGGUAACAGUACUUCAAUUUCUACCUUAAGGACUUCCUGUCUACUGGGUUGUGCAGUAAUGCAAGAUAACCCAGAUUGCCUUGUUCAAGCUCAGGCCAUCUCUUGCCUUCAGCAGCUUCAUAUGUUUGCUCCACAACAUGUCAACUUGUCUAGCCUGGUUAGCUGCCUCUGUGAGAUCUUGUUGGAUAAUUCUGUGUUGGUGAAUCUUUGUAGCCCCUACUUGUUACUGAGAAGAGCAGUACUGGCUUGCUUACGUCAGCUCGUACAAAGAGAAGCAGCUGAAGUUUCAGAAUACGCUGUUAUGCUUGCUAAGGAUAGCAGAGAAGAGUUGACCUCAGAUGCUAACAUCAGAGAAGUCGGCCUUGAGGGGGCAUUAUUGAUAUUGCUAGACAAAGAGACAGAUGACAAAUUAUGCCAUGAUAUCAAAGAGACUUUAAAUUAUAUGCUUACAUCUAUGGCUGUGGGAAAACUCUCCCUUUGGUUAAAGCUUUGUGAAGAUGUACUUGCUGCAUCAGCUGAUUUUACAGCUCUAACUUGUGUGGAUACAAUGCAAGAAGAAGAAGGAGAUAAAGGGGAUGAUGCCUCAGUCCUGACCACCACACAUGAUGAAAAAUCCCAUCCUUUUACCAAUCCCCAAUGGGCUACUAGAGUCUUUGCUGCUGAAUGUGUCUGUAGGAUAAUUAACCAAUGUGAGAAUGCUAACAGUGCACAUUUUGACAUUGCUUUAGCACAAGAAAUGAAAAAAAGAGAUUCAAGAAGUGAUUUUUUGGUGUUGCAUCUUGCUGACUUAAUUCGCAUGGCUUUUAUGGCUGCCACAGAUCACAAUGACCAUCUCCGUCUAUCUGGCCUUGAAAUGCUGUUAGUUGUUAUUCGGCGAUUUGCAACUGUUCCAGAACCAGAGUUUCCAGGUCAUGUGAUUCUGGAACAGUAUCAAGCCAAUGUAGGAGCAGCACUUAGACCAGCCUUCACUUCAGAGACACCACCUGAUGUCACUGCCAAAGCAUGUCAGGUUUGCAGUGCCUGGAUAGCAAGUGGAGUUGUAAGUGACCUUAAUGAUCUACGAAGAAUUCAUCAGUUGCUUGUCUCAUCAUUAACAAAAAUACAGGCUGGAAAAGAAGCUCUAAGUCACUUAUAUAAUGAAAGUGCUUCUACCAUGGAGAUCUUAGCUGUGCUUAAAGCCUGGGCAGAGGUCUACAUAAUUGCUGUGCAAAGACGUAAAAACCACAGACAACCUUUGAAGACUACCACCUGUUUAGAAGACAGUAUCAGAUAUGGAUCAUGUUCAUCAGAUGGACUGCUUGACUUAGUCUACACAGAUAUUGGCACACUAAGCAGACUCUGGCUUGCUGCACUUCAGGAUUUUGCUCUUUUAACUUUGCCUUCAGAAUUUGCUUCCCAACUUCCUGCUGAAGGUGGUGCUUUUUACACAGCAGAGACUAGUGAAAAUGCAAAAUUGCAUUAUUACAACUCUUGGGCGCUUAUCCUCCAUGCUACAGCAUUGUGGCUUACAAGCACGGGCUUUGUUGUUGCUGACCCAGAUGAAGGAGCAUCUCAUCUCUCCAGGCCUGUAACACCAACUUCCAUGUGUCAGGGUUCAUCAUCUGGGGCUACCAUAAAGUCCCCUGAGGAUGUCUACACUGAUAGAUUCCAUCUUAUUUUAGGAAUCAGCGUGGAAUUUCUAUGUUCCUUACGUUCAGACGCAACUAUGGAAAGCAUAACUGCUUGUUUACAUGCAUUGCAGGCACUUCUAGAUGUACCUUGGCCCAGAUCAAAAAUUGGCAGUGAUCAGGACUUGGGUGUAGAAUUGCUAAAUGUUCUACAUCGAGUAAUUUUGACCAGAGAAUCACCUUCUAUUCAAUUGGCUUCACUUGAAGUGGUAAGGCAGAUUAUCUGUGCUGCUCAAGAACAUGUGAAGGAAAAAAGACGAAGUGCAGAAGUUGAUGAUGGAGCUGCUGAAAAGGAAACUCUGCCAGAGUUUGGAGAGGGAAAGGACACCGGAGGACUUGUGCCUGGGAAGUCUUUGGUGUUUGCAACACUGGAAUUGUGUGUAUGCAUUCUAGUUAGACAGCUCCCAGAACUAAAUCCUAAAUUGACAGGUAGUCCAGGAGUAAAAGCUACAAAGCCACAGAUGCUAUCAGAGGAUGGAAGUAGAUUGGUUUCAGCUGCGUUGGUUAUCCUUUCUGAACUUCCUGCAGUGUGCUCUCCUGAAGUUUUGUAUCUUACAGGAAGCAUCUCAGUUCUCCCUACUAUAUUGUACCUCACAAUUGGGGUCCUCAGAGAGACUGCUGUGAAGUUACCUGGGGGCCAGUUAUCUUCAACAGUUGCAGCUUCCCUACAGGCUCUAAAAGGAAUACUAUCUUCUCCAAUGGCCCAGGCAGAAAAGAGCUAUACUGCUUGGACUGACCUUCUUCGAAGUGCUUUAACAACAAUUCUUGACUGUUGGGACCCAGUUGAUGAAACACACCAAGAACUUGAUGAAGUCAGUCUACUUACUGCUAUCACAGUGUUUGUUUUGUCUACCAGUCCAGAAGUAACUACCAUCCCAUGCCUUCAGAAGCGCUGUAUUGAUAAAUUUAAAGCUACUCUUGAGAUAAAAGAUCCUAUGGUACAAAUCAAGACCUACCAGCUCCUACAUUCCAUCUUUCAGUAUCCAAAUCCAGCUGUUUCCUACCCUUAUAUUUACUCUUUAGCAUCCUGUAUCAUGGAAAAACUACAGGAAAUAGACAAGAGAAAACCUGAAAACACUGCUGAGCUUCAGAUCUUCCAAGAAGGCAUAAAGGUCUUAGAAACACUGGUUACUGUUGCUGAAGAACACCAUCGUUCUCAGCUGGUGGCUUGUCUUUUGCCCAUCCUCAUUUCUUUCCUUUUGGAUGAAAAUGCUCUGGGAUCAGCAACUUCCAUAAUGAGAAGUUUACAUGACUUUGCUCUGCAAAAUCUCAUGCAGAUUGGACCUCAGUAUUCAUCUGUUUUUAAAAGUUUAGUGGCUUCUUCUCCAGCCCUAAAAGCCCGCCUUGAGGCUGCUAUAAAGGGCAAUCAGGAAAGUGUCAAAGUCAAGAUACCAACAUCUAAAUAUACUAAGAGUCCUGGAAAAAAUUCGAGCAUCCAAUUAAAGACCAGUUUCAUCUGAUGUUGUUUUUUUGGAAUAGUAAGCACCUUAAUAUUAAUACUUGAUUAUUUCCUUCUCUUUGGGGACAAAAGUGACAUGUUAGACACAAGUGCUCUUGGAGGUCUAGUUGAUUGUUUUACCUUAAAUAGCUGUGACUUUUCAACAGCAUACUUAACAUUUUUUUGUGUUGGUGGGGGGGCUGGUUUUUUUUUUUUACAUUUAAAAAGACAAUGGAGCUUUCUUACCAGGAAUUUUAAGCAAGUGCUAAAGAACUAAACUUACUAACCAAUUCACUGCUGUAAAAAUGAAAUGGAUUCCUUCUAACAGUUCAUACACAUGUGGCCUACUUAAUACUGUGACAGAUAAAAAUAUGGCUCUAGCAUAAAUGAUCUGCACUAAUAUUGUAUCCCAAUUGCUGAUUUAAAAUUCUGCCUUGGCCGGGUGCCAUGGCUCACACCUAUAACCCUAGCACUUUGGGAGGCUGAGGUGGGUGGAUCAUGAGGUCAGGAGUUCAAGACCAGCUUGGCCAAGAUACUGAAACCCCAUCUCUACUAAAAAUAUAAAAAUUAGCUGGGCACAGUAGCAGGUGCCUGUAAUCCCCAGAUACACAGGAGUCAGGCAGGAGAAUCACUUGAACAUGAGAGGCGAAGGUUGCAGUGAGCUGAGAUCUUGCCACUGCACUCCAGCCUGGGUGACAAUAAUACAAAUUAUAGCUUUACAGUGUAGCAUAAAAUUUGGUAUCGAUAUCACAGUUUUUCACCAUCCUUUGGUUUAGUUUUUAUUGGCUUCAGAAAAUGGAAGUUUGACUCAUCUUAAAUAGAAUAAGGCAUCUCCACUAUUUUUUAAAUGGAUUUUUAUGUUACCUCUGUUUAACCAAUUUUGUUCAUUUUCAUUUGUGGCAAACAUUUAAUCAGUGAGUUUUAAUAUAAGUUCAUAUCUAUAUUGUAUUUAAAUCAACUAUGGGUUUAUAUAAAUACCAAGCUUAUUACAACAAAUUUAGGUUAUCAGUGAAUACAAGAAUUUUUUUUUAACAUGAAACAUAUUUUAUUAUAGAGAAAAGAUUAAUGAGGCGAGGCAUGGUGGUUCAUGCCUGUAAUCCCAGGACUUUGAGAGGCGAGGUGGGCAAAUCACGAGCAGCCUGGCCAAUAUUGUGAAAACCCAUCUCUACUAAAAAUACAAAAAAAUUAGCUGGGUGUGUUGGUGGGCACCGGUAGUCCUAGCCACUUGGGAGGCUGAGGCAGGAGAAUCGCUUGAAUGCAGGAGGCAGAAGUUGCAGUGAGCCAAGAUCGCACCAUUGCUGCACUCCAGCCUGGGCGACAGAGCAAGAUUCUGUCUCAAAAGAAAAAAGAUUAAUGAUAAAAUCAUAUUGGUUAAAAAUAUUUUUAACCCUGCUCAUGAUCAUUGAUUCUUCUAUUCAGUAUUACACUGUGUGAAUCAAGCACUAUGUCAAAACAGAGUAUUUCCCUGUUAAAAACUACAAACCGAAGUGAUAGGGGCAUGUCAGAAUUGAGAAAACACUUUGAAGCAAAAGCAAUGUGAUAUACUCUAUUUUAUUAUGUUUGUAUAUAAAUACUAUUGUAAAUUGUUCAGAGUGACAACAUUUGACAAACUCUUAACACUACAGUCAGUUUUUCUAAAUUACAUAAAUAAAGCUAAUUUUCUUUAUCA
Messenger RNA from Callithrix jacchus (white-tufted-ear marmoset), 9562 nucleotides. The record is from RefSeq and is a predicted model, not a curated record. NCBI's taxonomy places the organism in Eukaryota, Metazoa, Chordata, Mammalia, Primates, Cebidae.